Molecule: messenger RNA, 798 nt
Organism: Sodiomyces alkalinus F11
Lineage: Eukaryota; Fungi; Ascomycota; Sordariomycetes; Glomerellales; Plectosphaerellaceae
Exons: 5
Coding region: 1-798 (265 amino acids)
Source: RefSeq, a predicted model, not a curated record
AUGAACGACAAGGCUAUGAGUCAGAGCUAUGGGGAAGCUCAGGUGGCCUCAGGUCAUCGGACUAGUCCCCACCGCUUUGUCCGUGAAUAUGCACCUCAUACGGACUACGAUGCGUCCAGUCGAUACCUUAGACGGGGCCAACUCGGAAUGCGGAAAACCCAUCCCUGCACCCUGGAUACCGUUGCACCCCCCUACUCCAUCCAGUGGGGUCAUGCUUCCGACUUCCUACGACGUGGACUCAGCAAAGGAACACGUUGCCAACAUCUUCACCUUCGAACAUCACAACCUCCUCCUCGCCGGUCGAACCCUAACAUCCCCAAAACCAUCGUCACCACCCCGACCAUGAAAUCCGCUUCCGUGAUCGCCCCGGCCACACGCCGGGAACCCAUCCCAACCCGUCCCGAACGUUCCAGCCUCAUCUCCCUCAUCGAGCCCGCCUUCUCCCCCAUCCUCCGCUACCAGUACGUCUUCGGCCAAGCCACCUGCCUCCUCGUCAUGCAGGCCUACACCCUAGCCGUCCUGGGCAUCCUCGUCUCCAAGGACGUCCUCCUCGUCGUCAGGGACGUCGCCGCCUAUAACCUCGGCCUCGUCGUCAGGAACAUCGUGUACCUCGGCUGCCGCGCCCUGGUCAGCGUUGGGAAAACCAGGUUUGCACGGCGGCUCCGCAGGCGACUCGAAUUCGAGAUUGGUCUCACCAUUCUCGGCCCCAUGGCCAACGGCAUAUUUCUCUUCGUCCUCUGGCCCGGGUGGUGGGUCCUCGCUGCCGCCGCUCUGGUGGGUAAGAUCUUGGUCGGCUGA